AUGUGGACUUCUGGUAGAAUGAGCAAUGCAAAGAGCUGGCUUGGACUUGGCAUGUCCUUGUACUUCUGGGGACUGAUGGACCUUACGACCACCGUUCUCUCGGGCACCCCACCACCACAAGGCGAAUUAGAAGCUUUCCUUUCAGACAAGCCACAGUCACAUCAGCGAGCCAAAAGGAGCUGGGUUUGGAACCAGUUUUUCGUUUUGGAAGAGUACACUGGGACUGACCCUUUGUAUGUCGGCAAGCUUCACUCAGAUAUGGACAGGGGAGAUGGAUCUAUCAAAUAUAUCCUCUCAGGAGAAGGCGCAGGCCUCGUGUUUACCAUCGACGACACCACUGGAGACAUCCACGCCAUCCAGAGACUCGAUCGAGAGGAAAGAGCCCAGUAUACCUUAAGGGCCCAAGCCCUGGAUAGGAGAACAGGCAGGCCGAUGGAGCCAGAGUCCGAGUUCAUCAUCAAAAUCCAAGACAUCAAUGACAAUGAGCCCAAGUUCCUGGAUGGACCUUACAUUGCCACUGUGCCAGAAAUGUCACCAGUGGGUACCUCUGUUAUCCAGGUGACAGCCACAGAUGCUGAUGACCCGACCUAUGGCAACAGUGCCCGGGUAGUGUACAGCAUUCUCCAGGGACAGCCAUAUUUUUCUGUGGACUCCAAAACAGGUAUAAUUAGGACAGCACUCAUGAACAUGGACAGAGAAGCCAAAGAAUACUACGAAGUGAUUAUCCAAGCCAAGGACAUGGGAGGGCAGCUUGGAGGACUAGCUGGGACCACGACUGUCAACAUCACCCUCUCGGAUGUCAAUGAUAACCCACCCCGCUUUCCCCAGAAACAUUAUCAGAUGAGUGUGUUGGAAUCAGCUCCAAUUAGCUCCACCGUAGGGAGAGUGUUUGCCAAGGACUUGGAUGAAGGAAUCAAUGCAGAGAUGAAAUACACUAUUGUGGAUGGAGAUGGUGCAGAUGCCUUUGACAUUAACACAGAUCCCAACUUCCAAGUCGGCAUUAUCACUGUGAAGAAGCCCCUGAGUUUUGAAAGCAAAAAAAGCUACACCUUAAAAGUGGAGGGAGCCAAUUCUCACCUAGAGAUGCGUUUUCUGAACUUGGGCCCGUUUCAGGACACAACAACAGUACAUAUCAACGUGGAAGAUGUGGAUGAGCCCCCUGUAUUUGAACCUGGCUUUUAUUUUGUGGAGCUGCCUGAGGAUGUGGCAAUUGGAACGACCAUACAAAUCAUUUCUGCCAAGGACCCAGAUGUGACCAACAACUCAAUCAGAUACUCCAUUGACAGAAGUAGUGACCCUGGAAGAUUUUUUUAUGUUGACAUUACAACAGGUGCCCUGAUGACUGCAAGACCCCUAGACCGGGAAGAAUAUUCUUGGCAUAAUAUCACUGUUCUUGCUAUGGAAAUGAACAAUCCCUCCCAGGUUGGAAGUGUUACUGUCACAAUCAAAGUCUUAGAUGUGAAUGACAAUGCUCCAGAGUUCUCCAGAUUCUAUGAAGCUUUUGUCUGUGAGAAUGCCAAAGCAGGGCAGCUGAUCCAGACAGUGAGUGCAGUGGACCAGGAUGACCCACUCCACGGCCAGCAUUUCUAUUACAGCUUGGCUCCUGAGGCUGCUAACAACCCCAACUUCACCAUAAGGGACAACCAAGAUAACACUGCGCGGAUUCUAACCAGGAGGUCUGGCUUUCGGCAGCAAGAGCAGAGUGUCUUUUACCUGCCCAUCCUGAUAGCGGACAGUGGGCAGCCAGUGCUGAGCAGCACAGGCACACUGACCAUCCAGGUGUGCAGCUGUGAUGAUGAUGGCCAUGUCAUGUCCUGCAGCCCCGAGGCCUACAUGCUCCCAGUCAGUUUGAGUCGGGGUGCCCUCAUUGCCAUCCUGGCCUGCAUCUUUGUCCUCUUAGUGCUGGUGCUGCUCAUUUUGUCCAUGAGAAGGCACCGGAAACAGCCGUACAUCAUCGACGACGAGGAGAACAUCCACGAGAACAUCGUCCGCUACGACGACGAGGGUGGCGGCGAGGAGGACACCGAGGCCUUUGACAUCGCAGCCAUGUGGAACCCCCGAGAGGCGCAGGCGGGAACCGCCCCCAAAACGCGGCAGGACAUGCUGCCCGAGAUUGAGAGCCUCUCCCGCUACGUGCCUCAGACGUGCGCCGUGAACAGCACCGUCCACAGCUACGUGCUGGCCAAGCUCUACGAGGCCGACAUGGACCUGUGGGCCCCGCCUUUCGACUCCCUCCAGACAUACAUGUUCGAGGGGGACGGCUCCGUGGCGGGGUCGCUGAGUUCCCUACAGUCGGCCACAUCAGACUCGGAGCAGAGCUUCGACUUCCUCACGGACUGGGGGCCCCGCUUCCGGAAGCUGGCGGAGCUCUACGGGGCAUCGGAGGGGCCGGCGCCCCUGUGGUGA
Molecule: messenger RNA, 2406 nt
Organism: Cynocephalus volans (Philippine flying lemur)
Lineage: Eukaryota; Metazoa; Chordata; Mammalia; Dermoptera; Cynocephalidae
Gene: CDH20
Product: cadherin 20
Exons: 11
Coding region: 1-2406 (801 amino acids)
Biological process (GO): cell morphogenesis; adherens junction organization; homophilic cell-cell adhesion
Cellular component (GO): catenin complex; plasma membrane; adherens junction
Molecular function (GO): calcium ion binding; cadherin binding
Source: RefSeq, a predicted model, not a curated record